GCGGAAGUUUGAGUUCCGCUCAGUCCAGUUGACUCCGAAACUGAGAGCAGACGGACUGAAGUCACGCUUCUCUCUGCACACCAGACCCGGCUUCACAACGCGAGGUGAAUCAUGACCAGCAGCUACAGCGUCUCCCUGGCUGGCCCCGCCCCCUGGGGCUUCAGACUGCAAGGAGGAAAGGACUUCUGUCUCCCCCUCACCAUCUCACGGCUCACUGAUGGAGGUAAGGCAGCCAAAGCCAAGAUGAGUGUUGGAGACAUCAUUCUGUCCAUUAACGGCCUUUCCACGGACGGCAUGAAUCACCUGGAGGCCCAGAACAAGAUAAAGGGCUGCACAGACAAUCUCAGCCUCACUCUACAGAGACCCAGUGCACCUAAAGAUGGAGUACCUAAGGAUGAACCUCAAGAAAUCAUUAAGCCUGUCCCAAUCACUCACCCUGCUCCAAGCACCUCAUACACCAAGCCAUCAAGCCAGCCCAACCCUGCAUACAACAAGACAGCCCGUCCUUUUGGGGGGGACAGCAGUGCGAUCACAGCUUCCUCCCCGGCUGCCCCCUCCAUUCCCUCACUGUCAUCCGCUUUCAAGCCAGCUGCCCCCUCUCAACCGCCACAGCCUCCGUUUCUACUCAAGUCGAGCCUCCCUGCCUCGGACUCAGCUCCAGCCAACUCAGUUCCCAGGGCCAGCCCUGGUCGCUCUGCCUUCACCUCCCCGUCUGCCUCUUCCUCCUCAUCUAACUCCUCCUCUCCAGCCAGAGUGACAGCCACCUCCUCCCACCCUAAUGUCCCACAGCCCUCUGUCUAUAACACACCGAUCAACCUCUACUCCAAUUCCAAUGCUUGUGAGGUGGUCAUGGGACAGCAGCGAGGUCUUUUGGAGAGCCAGGGGCUGUCGGAGCACCUCAAUGGGAAACCUAAUGUGGAGCCAGACGACCGUGCUUCCCCUCUGAGCGAUGCCAGCAAGAAGCGUCUGAUUGAGGACACAGAGGACUGGCACCCACGGACCGGCAACUGCCAGUCCCGCUCCUUCCGUAUCCUGGCCCAGCUCACCGGCACUGAAAAGGAGCAAGCUCCCGAGAACAGUGGAAAGAAUGAUGCAGCUGACAAAACCACCCCUGUUGUACACACAUCGCCUGCAGCAAAAACAUUUUCCAAAUCUGCAGCAUCACCCAGGAAUGGAAAUGUGGCCCCUGCUUCUGCGUUCAAGAGCCCAGCCACCCAGAACAAGCCUUCCUUCAAGCCUGGAGGUCUACCAGGUUUUCCUAAGGGUGGAGCAGCUCCUUCAUUUGGCAAAGUUACCAACCCUGCUCCUAAAGGUCCAGACCGCCCCACCCCACAGCCACAUCCACAGGACCUCAACUCUCUGGUGCAGAGAGCGGAGCACAUCCCAGCCGGGACACGCACCCCAAUGUGCAACAAGUGCAACAAAGUCAUCAGGGGGCCAUUCCUCGUGGCCAUGGGCAUGUCAUGGCACCCUGAGGAAUUCAAUUGUGCUCACUGCCACUCCUCCCUGGUAGACGGUGGCUUUGUGGAGGAGAAGGGCCAGGUGUACUGCGAACGUUGCUACGAGGAGUUCUUAGCUCCAACCUGCAGCCGCUGCAACCAUAAGAUUCUGGGGGAAAUCAUGAAUGCCCUGAAACAGACCUGGCAUGUGUCCUGCUUCGUCUGUGUCGCCUGCCAACAGCCAAUCAGAGGCAACACAUUUCACAUGGAGGAUGGACAGCCAUACUGUGAAAAAGACUACUACAACCUGUUUGGGGCCUGCUGCCAUGGCUGUGACUUCCCCAUCGAGGCGGGCGACAAGUUCCUGGAUGCUUUAGGAUUCACCUGGCAUGACACCUGCUUUGUGUGCGCGGUCUGCUCUACUAAUCUGGAAGGUCAGGCGUUCUUCUCUAAAAAAGACAAGCCUUUGUGCAAGAAACAUGCCCACACUGUCAACAUCUGACCUGCUCCUCCAUGAAUAUGCACGGGAUCAGGGAGCAGCGCCAGUUUUCAGCAGUUUAUAUUUCAGUCAGAUGUUAAAUAUUUUCAGGAUUAUUCUCAGAACUAACAUUGAGUCAGUGGUUCCACUUAAGCUAUAUCUUUGCUCUAGUAUUGUUAUGCCAUAUCAGUUUUACAGAUGAAUAUGCAGGAGUGCAUUUCAGUGCACUGUUAACCCCCUGCCAGUUCAAUUUCUGUGCACGUGUUUGUGCUGAGCUUUUUAUUUGUGCUGAAGGUGUGUUUAGCUCUUUGGGUGCAUUUUUGUUUCACACAGAAUAGGAUAGUUAACUGCAAUGACCUACUGAGCCCCUCAUGGGUCACAUAUUAGAAAAAAAUAUCAAUGUGGUAAGGUUAUGCUAAUGGUAAAUCGAGCAAAACAUAUUUUACAUUAUAAAUUAUAAUUAUAUAACAUCAUGUAAAAAAAUAUUUUAU
Plectropomus leopardus (leopard coralgrouper) is the source of this 2408-nucleotide messenger RNA. Lineage: Eukaryota; Metazoa; Chordata; Actinopteri; Perciformes; Serranidae. The record is from RefSeq and is a predicted model, not a curated record.